Molecule: messenger RNA, 2429 nt
Organism: Columba livia (rock pigeon)
Lineage: Eukaryota; Metazoa; Chordata; Aves; Columbiformes; Columbidae
Gene: THUMPD1
Product: THUMP domain containing 1
Exons: 4
Coding region: 59-1027 (322 amino acids)
Biological process (GO): tRNA modification
Molecular function (GO): RNA binding
Source: RefSeq, a predicted model, not a curated record
GUGGCGCGGCAGUGACGCCAUCGCGGCGCGCGGCGGAGGCGGGAGCGGGCGGCAGUCAAUGGCCGCGGCGGAGCCGGCGGCGCGGAAGCGGCGGCCCAAGGGGCACUUCGCGGCGGCGGGACGGGCCAAGCGGCCCCGCGGCGGCGGGCGGCAGCUGGAGGCCGGCAUGCGCGGCAUCCUCAUCACCUGCAACAUGAACGAGCGCAAGUGCGUGGGGGAGGCCUACAGCCUGCUCGGCGAGUACGGGGACCUGCUCUACGGGCCCGAACAGUUUUCAGAUCACGAGGAGCGGCUGUCCGGAAGCGAGAGGGAGGAGGAUGAGGAUGAUGUUGAGGCUGCCCUGAAGAAGGAGGUUGGCCAGAUCCGCACCUCGACGGAGCAGAAGCUGCGGCGGUUCCAGUCAGUGGAGAGCGGCGCCAACAACGUGGUCUUCAUCAGAACCCGGGGCAUAGAACCGGAGAACCUGGUGCACCAUAUACUAAAGGACAUGCAUGCCACUAAAAAGAAGAAGACAAGAGUCAUUCUGCGCAUGCUGCCCAUUUCUGGAACUUGCAAGGCUUUUAUGGAGGAUAUGAAAAAAUACGCGGAGACAUUUUUUGAGCCUUGGUUUAAAGCCCCUAAUAAGGGUACUUUUCAGAUUGUUUACAAAGCUCGUAAUAACAGUCAUAUGAGUAGGGAAGAAGUAAUUAAGGAAUUGGCAGGAAUUGUGGGCAGCCUCAAUCCAGAAAACAAAGUCGAUCUUAAUAACCCACAAUAUACAAUUGUGGUGGAAAUAAUAAAAAACGUCUGUUGCUUGAGUGUGGUGAGAGACUAUAUUCUGUUCAGAAAAUACAAUCUCCAGGAGGUGGUGAAGAGCAACAAAGACACACAACAAAACCCAUCAACUCUGACAGAAGACCAGAGCUCGAAGGUAGUAAAACCAGAAACUGAGGAGGAGGACAAAAGCUCAGAAGAAGUAAAACAAGAGAACGAGAAUCACAGUGAAACAGAAGCUGAGUCCAAGGGGAAUGAUGUGCUGACAGUGUAGAAAAUGUGGUAGAAGGAGAAGAAAACACAAUUGAAACCCAAUAAAGUUGCCCUAGAGUUCUGAAAGGGAAUUUUGAAGAGGAGAGUGGGUUUUGUUUUGAAAUCUUGUUUUUAAAAUCCACCUAUAAGAAUUUUAAUGCUUGUUGCAGGUGGAGCUGACAUUACAGCAGAUAAAAGAGUGCUCAAGAGUGCGUCACCUUUCUGCUGAAACUUGCUGCUGUUCUAGGGCUCUGUUCUGCAUUGCCUUUGCCCAGCACAGAAAGCAGUAUGCAUGCAUACGUAAAUGUGGCCAUCCCAAGGUAUAUGGACUCUCCUGUGUUAUCUGGUGGCUACAGAAAUCAAAAGGCAGUGCAGAAUCAGCUCUGUCAGGAAGUAUUGACAGAAGCAAGAGAUCUGAAAAAGAGGGUUGCUUGCAGAGGGUUUUUAACAAGGCGAUCUGACAACUGGUGUGACUGCAGAACUCAUACAUUUUUCUGUGUGAACAACAGAAUGAGCUAAAACUGAUCAUUUCCUGUAUGAUGAAGUGUUACAGAUAUAUAUACACAUAUAUAUACACAUACGCAUAGCUCUACAAGGAUAUGCCAAGUCUUGAAGGGGAAGAACUGUUGUAUCAAAAUACUUGAAUAUUAUGAGGUGAUGCAGAGUAAUAGAUUUGAUCAUUGUAGAACUGUAGAAGUACAAUGCAGGCAUUGCAGAUGGUCAUAGCAAAACCUACAUGUGUGUUUACAUGAGCUGUGCAUACAGCAGUUGUUGGUUUCUAGGAAAUGCAGUAGUCACCGAACAGAACCCUUUUUAAUAAUUUCCUGCAAAUCAAUAGCCUUUUGCUGCUCUUUUCAAAGGCUUAAUCGUGGGGGGGGGUAUAUAAAGUCUUUUUUUUUUUUAGAUCUCACAAUUUGAAUUUAAAUACUGUUUGGAAACUUCUUAUGAAAGAAGCUCUCCAUUAUAUAAUACUGGAUAUGGGGAAUUAAGUUUAAUAUUUGGUACAAAUUUAGCUUUACAGUAAUAAUUUUGUUUCAGAUUGAAAGUAAUGAUAGUGAGUUUUCCUGUUGUCUGUCUGUUACAGCAGCUUUUUUAAUAUCCCAGUGGCUUUUAAAAAACAACCAAAACCAGUGCAGCUAUAACCUGCUUUCCAGUAGGGUUUUGAAUAUGCUUCCUGUACAACUGAUAAGCUUUAGUUAUUUCACUUUUAGCAUAAAAGCCUGUGGGUUGCUAAAGGGAAAAGACUCAUCUUGAAGAACACUUGUUACUUGGUUUAGUGAAAAGCAUGUGUCCAAGUCUCUCAACAGUGUUUGAUUUAUACUUUCCUCUUCUCUCAAAAUUGUUCUAGAAUUUGGAAAAUUAAGAUGACUCUUCCCCCAGUCCUGUCUCCCUUACCACCCAUUUAUUAAAACUCUGCUUUCUUA